UUGUCGAUUCAACUGUUCACCCUGAUACCGGUGAACCAAUAUUUUUACCAUUUCGAAUGUCUUGCUUUGUACCGACUAAUCUUGUUAUAGCCGCCGGUAUGUUGAUACCAAAAAAUCCUAGUAUGAAAAGCAUUAUAUUUUGGCAAUGGGCUAAUCAAAGUGUUAACGUUGCCAUAAAUUAUAGUAAUGCUAAUAAAACUACUAUGAUGAGCAUGAAGGAAACUGCUAUCGCUUAUGCUUCAGCUGUGACUACAUCAUGUGGAAUAGCUGUUGGCUUAACACAAGCUAUACCACGUCUAAAAUUUUUAUCUUCUUCAACUCGUGGAAUUUUAGCUAGGUUGAUACCUUUUGUGGCUGUCACAAGUGCUGGAACUGUUAAUGUUUAUUUAAUGCGAUUAAAAGAGAUUAGAGGUGGGAUUGAUGUUUAUGAUACUGAUGGGAAUAGUUUGGGUAAAUCGCAAAAAGCUGGUGCAAGCGCCGUUGGACAGGUUGCAAUCUCUCGCAUACUCACCAGUAUUCCAGUAUUAACAGUUCCACCGCUUGUAAUCUCACAACUUGAAAAGACAAAAUUAUUAAUAAGUAACCCUAGGCUUGCUACUCCCAUUAACCUUGGCCUCAUAACGUUGUCGUUAACGGGCGCUUUGCCAUUAGCAAUCGCAGCUUUUCCACAAAAAGCUAUUAUAGAUCCAUUAAAGUUGGAAGAGAAAUUUUGGAAUUUAAAGGAUAAAAAUGGUGAAAUUAUAAGAAAAGAUGUAGAAAUUGGUGUUUAUAAACAAUAUAAUAUUAGAAAUAUCUUUGGAUUUGAUUAA
Racocetra persica is the source of this 809-nucleotide messenger RNA. NCBI's taxonomy places the organism in Eukaryota, Fungi, Glomeromycota, Glomeromycetes, Diversisporales, Gigasporaceae. The record is from the annotation of a GenBank genome assembly.